Entrophospora sp. SA101 is the source of this 628-nucleotide messenger RNA. The record is from the annotation of a GenBank genome assembly. NCBI's taxonomy places the organism in Eukaryota, Fungi, Glomeromycota, Glomeromycetes, Entrophosporales, Entrophosporaceae.
UGAGGAAUUAAACUCAACAAAGACAAGUUUGCAAAAAAAAGAGGAAGAGUUAGUGAGUUCUAAGGGUGAGGCAACUCAAUUGCAAAAUCAAGCUAAACUUAUUCAAGAAAAAGAGGAUUUGAGUAAUCAGGCAAAAAAGGAAAAGGAGAGUUUGAGUGAACAAUUUAAAAAAGAGAGAAGAAGUAAACAACUUUUAAUUGAAACACUAGAAGAUCUUCGUGGUCAAAAAUUAAAAGAAACUAUUGAGGAAAAUCUGGCUGAGAAGAAAAGAGAACUGGAAAAAUUAGAAACCGCGAUUGUUGAAAAAUUAGGAAGUAAUCAAAAAUCUCUUCUAGAAAACUUUUUAGAAAAACAAGAAGAUUUUGAUACGGCACUUUUUGAUGAUGUUAGCCAAACCAGCCGAAGUUUCCUACGAGCCAAAGAAAAAUUGCAAGAUGCUAGAGUCAAGUUAGUCGCUAAGGUUGAUUCUGAGGAAGUGGAAGAACUUUGUAAAAUACAAAGCGAAAUAGGUAAAUUAGAGGCUAGCCAAAAACAGUGGGAGAAAAUGGAAGACCAACAAAGAAAAGAAGAGCAAGAGCAGUAUGAAUCAUAUACUGAAACUCCCCCCACUCCGCCAAAAAACAAUUAA